Molecule: messenger RNA, 1560 nt
Organism: Ylistrum balloti
Lineage: Eukaryota; Metazoa; Mollusca; Bivalvia; Pectinida; Pectinidae
Product: proton-coupled folate transporter-like
Exons: 4
Coding region: 1-1560 (519 amino acids)
Biological process (GO): transmembrane transport
Cellular component (GO): membrane
Molecular function (GO): transmembrane transporter activity
Source: RefSeq, a predicted model, not a curated record
AUGACUUCUGAUUUAGAAACAAAAACUCUUUUGGAUAAUCAUCAAGAGGAAGAGCGAACUGAGAAAAAUCCAUCGGAUUCUUCUACGUCUUUAUUGGAUAUAUGUUUUCGUGUGGUUUUGAUCAUUCUGUUUCUGAUAGGGUCAGAAAUGGGUGGUUUGACGAAAAACCAGUAUGUAUAUAAGUGGGUAGAGGAAAAUUCAAACUCGAGCACCAACGUGAUGAACACUUCUUAUGACAGCACAUCGACAACUAUAUCACCAGAUCCGUGUGGGGGCAGUGUCAGCGCCAAAAGUGAAAAGAAAGACCAGUCAGAGGCGGCAUUAUGGUUGUUAUACUUUUCCCUAUGUGAACAUGGGAUAGCUAUUCCGAUGAUAAUGAUGUAUAGUUCAUAUUCGGAUUUCGUUGGAAGAAAACCGCUUAUGAUGAUUUCCUGUAUCGGCUACUGUCUACAAUAUGCUAUCAAGAGUUUUAUUGUUUACAAAAACCUUUCAUUAGUUUAUUUCUUUAUUCCGUAUGUUUUGUCGGGAAUAAGUGGUGGCCACUUCCCAUUUUAUAUUGCGAUGAGCGCAUCUGUUGCAGACAAAACGGACAAUAACAAGAAGAGGGCUUUUGGUGUAGCAUUAUUCGAAGCGGUAACUGGGGUUGGUAUAAGUACCGCUCAAGUUGGUACUGGGUACCUGAUAAAGGAGUUUGGAUAUUUGUACCCCAUGGUAGCAUCGUCAGGAAUAUUCGCUGUGUGUUUCUUCAUUACACUGUUUGCAAUAAAGGAAACACGUUUACCUAGAUCAACCAAACAUAUCACAAUAGGCGUUCAUCUAAAAAAUAUUUUUGGAAUGUUUUUAAGCAAAUCUUAUAUCCUGACUGGCAGUGUUUUAACAUUCAAUUUGACAAUGUUAACUAUUUUUCUCUUGCUUAUGGCUGCAUCGGAUUACUCUACAAUUGGAGCACUUUAUCAGCUUCGUUCGCCAUUUUGUUGGGAUUCAAGUAAAAUAGGGUGGUAUGGAUUCGGAACCGAUAUUUUAAAAUACCUCUUUGGUUUGGUAGUUGUUAAGUGGCUGCAGAUGUGCCUUCCUGACGUUACAGUGAUCAUGAUCACCAUCACAUCCGCUAUUGCUUCUUCAGUUAUUACAGGUUUUGCUGACACAAGUCUGAUGCUGUAUAUAAGUUCAGCGGCGGGUAUGCUCUCUCUCAUGUCUAGACCUCUUCUCCGAGCUUUUGCCUCUAACUUGAUCGAAAAAGAUAAACAAGGUGCUGUAUUUGGCAAUACAUAUGUGAUUGAUAACAUAUGUAAUAUGGUCGGCAAGACUAUCUUCAGCGAAAUAUACGCUCGGACUCAGACUUUCAUGGCCGGUUUUGUAUUCCUUAUAAUGGGGGUAUUUAACCUAACAUCGUUGAUUGUGUUCAUAAUUAUAUGUCUAUUUGGUGGUAUGCAUCCAGAAGCUGGAUCGAAAAGGACUAGUACUGCUUACAAAAGGACAAGCGAUAUAGCAACCUAUGGGUCGACUACACAGCAUUCAUCCAAUGUUAACUCGGGUGGGAAUAGAUCAAGCGAGGUGUGA